AUGUUUUCGGACUUCGAUGUUCCAAUCCAAGAUAUGAUCCAAGUCUGGACUACGUCGAUUGUCCUCCAGAGAACCGCACUGGUCAGCACUGUGAAAAGGAUUAACAAUCCAUGGGUGAUUCUGCAGUUGCCUAAUGUGUUCGAUUCUCGAAGUCCCAUCGUCAAGCCAAAGGCCAUCAUCGUAAUGUCUGUGCCAAUUGAAAAGGCGAGAGGUCGCGCUCCAGGAUUGGUUAUCUGCAUCCUCGCACUCUUGGGAUUGUCAAUACAGAGCAACAAACAUUCAAUUAGCUGCACCUUACUUUGGAAGAUUCGGAUAGCUAUAUCCGAGCGUGUCAAGCCCAUCUCUUUCAUUGUCGUAGAGCGUGAAACCAUCUCUGUCGACAAAACAUUGCGCAAUCCGAAAAACACCAGAUUCAAGCUUGAAUUGUUCGCUCGCUCGAAUCUUUUCGCCUGA
This is a messenger RNA of Penicillium samsonianum, 453 nucleotides long. RefSeq lists its product as uncharacterized. The record is from RefSeq and is a predicted model, not a curated record. The transcript has a single exon. Bases 1 to 453 code for a protein of 150 amino acids. Lineage: Eukaryota; Fungi; Ascomycota; Eurotiomycetes; Eurotiales; Aspergillaceae.